UGUGUUUUCGUUGAGAUAAACAUGGAUGUGAGUCACUCUAUCGAUCUAUUUUGUGUCUUUCUUUGGUGUAACAUGUAGCAGCGGCAUCUGAAAACCCCGGGGACUUCACUUUACCUUCAUCCGACCUCCGUAAACUGACAUCCGGCUGUGUAUCUGUGUUAAAGGACGGUUAAAGCCCGUCUUUAUCCGCCGCGCUGCUCCUUUUGUCUGCUUGUUUUGGUCGUGUCAGUAUGGAUAUGUACGGAUACACCGGAGUGGUCCUGGUCAAGAGGUUCCUGGAUAAUGCUCCGUUUGAGGUUACGAACAUGUCAGACAUUAACAAGGCGAACCCCCAUGGAUGUGACAACGGGGCUCUGACGGACCGCUUCGGCGUCCUGAUCCAGGGUCUGUUGGCCAUAGUCGCCUUCAGUACCCUGAUGUUAAAAAGAUUCCGGGAACCUGUAGGGAUCAGACGACCCUGGAGGAUCUGGUUUUAUGACACAUCGAAGCAGGCCAUUGGUGCUCUUUUCAUCCACUUUGCUAACGUCUUCCUGUCCACACUCACUAAAGAAGACCCAUGCUCCCUGUAUUUGAUGAAUUUCCUGCUGGAUGCCACGCUGGGGAUGCUGGUCAUCUGGCUGGCGGUCAAACUGGUGUCCAAACUGGUCGAGUACAAACAGUGGACGCUGCUCAUGUUUGGAGAAUACGGUGACCCCCCUCAGGCAGCGGCGUGGCUCGGUCAGUGUGGCAUCUAUCUGCUCAUUAUGGUGCUGGAGAAAGGUGUGAUCAGCCUGGUGCUGCUCGUUCCUGGAUGGUCCAAAUUGCAGGAGGUGUUGUUGAGCUACAUUGCUAACCCUCAGCUGGAGCUGGUGCUGGUCAUGCUCAUCGUACCCUUCAUUGUCAAUUCUAUCAUGUUCUGGGUGGUCGACAGCCUGAUGAUGAGGAAGUACAAGACGAUGAAGAGUCUGGACGACUCCUGUGACAGCUCUGUGAAAAAGGCUGACUCUCUGCCCUGGGUGAACAAUGAGGAGUCUCGGGUUCUGCUGACUGUGGAGACAGACACAGACGAGGCUUCAGAGGGAGAAGAGGAGGGCGGUGAUGGAGGACCGGUCCCCCAUGUGCAGUAUUCAGGGGGGCCACUGAGACCCAGCUGGGUGGUGGUAUAAACCUACUACCUGUCCAUCCAGUAUCUACACACUUCACGUCCUUGCAUCCUAUCUACUCAGUUAAAGGUCUAAGUAUCAGCUUCUCUGCAAGCAAAGGCACAACUACAUGUACAAGUAUGAAUGUGAACACUACAACCUUAGCUGCCUUUAUCCAUAUGAAGGUGUCGAUAGUUAUAACCUUUUAAUCGGACAAAAACGCAUGUUAAUGUAAUAGCAUCCUCUUUAUCCUCUCACCUUGCUGCCUCUGUUUGCUGCGAGAGAACAUCAGAGUAACCACAACUGAGCAUGUUUGGAGGGAGGUUAUUUGGGAGCAGAGCACCCACAGAGAAAAAUGUAUGGGUGGUAAUGACAGACACCAAAAUAAACCUGUCAUUAUUCCACUCAGGGGAGACUUUUUGGAAUGAUUUUACUCUGAGGACUCUCAUUUAUCAUGUAUCAUGUUCCAUUAAGGAGCAGGAAAGUUAAGUAUACAGUAUAUAUUUAUAUAGGUGCUCUAAUAUUUUACAAAUAUAAUCCACCUUUUUAAUCAAGGUGUAAUCACAGUCAUUUCUGCAUGUUUUUCCUCCAGCUACUAAACAUGCAGAAGGUAAUGGGUAAUUGUCUUAUUUUUAGCAGCAUAUUGUGUAGCUACCAGUGUCAAUAGAAGAAACACAACUGAAAAAUGAUGGUUGUUUGCUACAUGUUGUCAGCAGACAUGAUAAAUGUUAAUGUUAAAAAGGACCAGUUCACACUAUGUUUAUGAAUCGAUGACAGAGUGUUAGGAAAUGAUAUUACAGAAGUGCGGAAACCUGAUUUCUUCUCUGCAAUGAGUGAAAAUAUGUCUAUCUGGCAGUUUUUGGGAUUUAAUAUAAAUAUCCAAUUUCUAUCUUUAUCUUUGGUUUCACUAAUUACAAAAAAGAAGCUCUAAGAGAAGCUACUGUCUAACUUUACUGUUGCUCAACCCUCAGUUUGACUGGACUGGAAAGCUGAGUUUAGCUCCCUAGACUGUUUUCAGCAUGAAUUGUCACUGCACAAUCUGCAAAAAGUAUAUUUGUUUAACAAGAACAAUCUUUUAUCACAUAACAAGUAAAUAAAGAUAUCAUAAUACUAUUUAAAUCCCAUAAACUAUCAUACAUUUCUUCAUGAUACUAGUGACAGGAAGUAGUCUCAUUUUUGUUCCAUGUAGAGAACAGAUUAGGUUUUCAGUAUGAAUUCACUAUGUGUUCGACAUGAUGGGAGAUGUUCUUAUUAUCACCUCUUGAGUUAUAGGAGACCCUCAUACCUCCUUCAUAUCCACCAGUUCAAUAUCAAACAUCUACUACUGGCCAGUGAUCUAAUCUUACCAGAGUAACCACUGGGAAACUGGGAAGUUUUCAAACUUUAUCCACAAAUUGUUUCCUUAACACUCUGUCAGUGGGACCUUGGUUGUGUAUUCAACUUUAGCCUGUUAUGGCACAUUAUUUAUUCUGUUUAUAUUUUGUAAGACUUCAUAUGAUGUGGUCCAAACUGUGGUACCAGUGAAUAGAUGGUUUUUAGGAAAUGACAAACUUUAAGACCUCUGACAGUUUUAGAGCUGUUGUGGCCAAACUUGAGUUGAUUCCAGUAUUAGUUUAAAUGGUUGAUGUAUGUUUUAUGUGUUAAUAAUUUAUCAUUCCAUUUACCUGUUUACAUAUAUGGUUUAAGCCACAAAUUCUACAGUUACAUUCUGCUUGUAAUGUUUUAUUUUGUAUUAUAAUGUAUCGUGUGUAAUUUUCUUUUCUAAUUUUCUUGUAUACUUUUUUUUUUUGUAUAAACCAAAUGAUGAUCAAAUGAAAUGGCACAGCCCGUCUGGAGCGUCAUCAGCCGACUGCGGAGUGCCACGGUGCUUCUUACCGAAUGUAUAAUCUGUACUAUGAAUAAAGAUGAUUGACAUAUGA
Molecule: messenger RNA, 3040 nt
Organism: Sphaeramia orbicularis (orbiculate cardinalfish)
Lineage: Eukaryota; Metazoa; Chordata; Actinopteri; Kurtiformes; Apogonidae
Gene: tmem110l
Product: transmembrane protein 110, like
Exons: 8
Coding region: 231-1145 (304 amino acids)
Cellular component (GO): membrane
Source: RefSeq, a predicted model, not a curated record